AUGGCGUCAGGGCACAAUACUGGGAACUCGGUGACACCGACUCAGAAUCGAGCGUUCGGUGAUGGGAGGAAGUCAUCCUUUUCACACAGCCAAGAGGAGAAUGCGUGGAAUGAUGGCGCCUCACAGCAGUCGACUCGCAAUGGUCGCUCUGCCUCUGGCGGGAGCAGCUCCAUCAGCACCCGCGGGGGCUCGUUGGCACCGUUUGCGCAGCCUGGGAGUUUCAGUUCCGAGCUCAAGAGUAUGAAUACUUCGCGCAGCGUCACUCCUCGCCCUGAUACCGCCGGGUUCCCGUUUCCUAGAGUUGCCAAUACUGCGGAAGAAAACGAGGCUACCGCCAAAACCGAAAAGCGCCAGGCAGCCAUUCGAGAUAGGAUUGCGAAGGAGUUGAAGAUCAAAAUGGGCACGGAAAAUAUGCUGGAAGCGUUGUUGACGAAGAAUUUAAAGCAAACAAAAGAGCAAAGGAUAAGAGUGGAGUCGGAAUUGAGCUCUUCGAAUCGAAAGCUCGCACAGCUACAUAUGGACCUAGAGGAGGAGCUAUAUCGCGCGCAGCACCCAUCGACACCACCUCGGAGUCGAUUAUCAGGGUUAUUCCGCGGCAGCCCAAUGCGGUCGCCAUCCCGAGGCACGGAAUCUGUUGAUGACGAGGUAGAGAAUGCAGAUGGAGAGACCGAAUCUCCUACAUAUGUACUGGCAGAAACUUUACAGGCCCUGGAGACUGAAGGAAUGGCACCGGAUUAUUACGUGGAAAGGGCAAACAGCUUGGUUGAUCUUUUCAAGCGGCACCCUACACUCAAAUAUGACCUCGAAUGGUCCGUCUUUGGUCAACGAGUCCAAAUGAUGUUAUUGAGCGACAGUAGAGAAGUUGUAGCGGCUGGUUACCGCUUGACACGAUACGCCAUCGCAGAUAGAGCCUCGAUCAGGACCAUCCGGACCUUACAUACGGAUGAGCUCGUGACUCUGUCCUUGGUCAAGGAAAGCAAAGCCAGUAUUGAGAGAGAACAGGCAUUAAAGUUCGUUAGAGCUUUUCUAGACGUCAAAGAUGGAGUCCACGAGAUCUCCCGAGCUGUGGUCCGAGCUAUAGUGUCUGUUGCCGAGCAUCAUGAGGAUCGCCUGAGGAAUAUUUCUAUCAUGACACUGGCUGAAAUAUUGACCAAAGACCCAGCCCUUCUAUCAUAUUCGGGAGGCAUGAGCGCUCUACACGAUGCCCUAUCUGAGGGGACAUUUGGAGCCUCGGAAAGCUUGAUAGGAAGCUUCCUACACAUCAUGGACACGCCUCAUAGGCGAAAGCAUCUCCAAAAAGGUCGUGAGCUCGAAGCGGUCCUAACUCCAUUUACAGACUCGUUUUCAGAUACCCAUCCGGGGCGCUUAAAGUGCUCCGCCAAGGCCAUUUCAGCAAUGCUGAAGACAUGGCCUGGUCUUCUUGUUUUGGCCAGAGAUAGAUCACUCCCACUUCGAUCUUUACUCGAAUCACUAAAAUACCCCGAUCCUCAAGCUCGGGAGCUGGUAUUAGAACUGCUCUUUGAGGCUCUCCGAAUCAAAUCACCCUCCUGGUCCUCAUCAUUCCUUGCCGGUCGACGUCUGACAACGUAUGGCAGGGUAUCAAACCUUCGCACAGAAGCAGACAGAAAACAGCUACGCUUUUACAACGAAAAUGACAAGAAUAGAUUCGAUCUUACCGUGCACUUCUCCGCCUUGGUAUUGGCCACGCUGCUCGAGGCAAACUUAAUCAAGGCGCUGUCAACUCUUAUUGAAGUCGAGUCAAAUCAAGCUCUUAGGCGCAAAGCUACCUUGCUAUUGGCGGAGGUCUUGAAAAUGGCUCAACAUUCUCUCCCUCAUUCUAUCAGUUCCGAUUUACAAGUUCUUCCUGCAUUGUUACCGGGCGCCGUGAGAUUUGAUGUCGACACUCAUGAGAUCUCCACUUCAAUAAUCUACCAAAUAGAAAGCAUCAAUCGCACGUUGGCUCGAUCUGGGUCUAUUUCGGGUGCAUCAGGAAGAUAUGCAGUCGUUGAUGACGAUAUAUCAGCCUCGCUUCUUUCCGGAGAGUCAUCUAAGAAUAGGCUCAACCCCGCUAUGGAUGAAACCUCAUUCAGAAAUUAUAUUCUCGAGACUCAGGUGUUGAAUACCGUCAACUACGUCAAGUGGAAAUGGGAUUUGAUUUUGCGCAUCAUCGAGGGUCCUCUCACCAACCCCAAACGAUUAGAAGAGGCCAUCAAGGGCUCGAAAUUCAUAAAACGGCUUGUGGGGUUUUACCGGCCUUUCAAAUAUAGGUUCUCUAUGAUCCCAAACACCAAACCAAAUCAGAGAUACGUAAGAGCAGGUUGUGCUUUAUUACGAACUCUGAUGCAAACUGCUGAGGGAGUAAAAUACAUUGCCGACAAUAAAUUGCUCCGGCAGGUUGCCGAAUGCCUCGCACAGGUAGAUCGAAUGAGUGGCCUCACCUCUGCGGCUCCUCUAUUUUCCAGAGAACAAAUGGCCGGCACAUUGAGUGGUGGCUACUUUGCAUUACUCGGAGUUUUGAGCGGGGAUAGCCAAGGACUCUCGAUGAUGGAAAGAUGGCAUAUGGCCAACAUGUUCUAUCAUAUCAUCGAGCUCAAAGACCGGAGUGAUCUGAUCCAGGCCCUUCUUGGAAACAUGGAUUUCACUUUGGAAAGUCAUCUACGAGUUCUACUUUCUAAAGCGCUCACCGCAGGCACCAUAGACAUACGAAUUUUCGCCACGAAACUUCUCCGCAAAUAUGCGGUAGGUGGCCAUAUAUCAGUCAGUAACGUGGAUUGGGUUGUUCGUAUGCUUGUGACUCAGCUUUAUGACCCAGACGUUAGUGUUUGCGAAGUAGCUGUGAAAAUCCUGGAGGAAGCGUGCAACCAGCGAGAGUAUUUGGAAUACGUUGUCAAAUGCCGACCGUCCCUCGACCACCUUGGUGAGAUUGCGGCGCCGCUGCUUCUUCGGUUCCUUUCAACAUCUGUUGGAUACCAUUACCUUGAUGGGCUUGAUUACAUCACACAGGAGAUGGACGAUUGGUUUCUCGGAAGGAAUGACGCCUACGUCGUCCUUGUCGAAGCCUCGCUUUCCCGUGCCUAUGUGGAUCAGCCUCGAAGACACACUUUCGCUCCUGAUGAUAUAGAUGAGAUGCAGGACAUUGGAGUUGUACCACCACAUUUUUAUCGGGAGCUUGCUCGAACUUCCGAGGGAUGUAAGCUGCUUGAGCAAUCCGGCCACUUUCUCGAAUUCGCAAGUACCAUUCGGGACUUUGAGCUCAACGAAGAGGACCCUGAAGGUCUGUUGAAGGUCAAGGGUUGUCUCUGGGCCGUGGGCAAUGUUGGCUCCAUGGAACUCGGGGCGCCCUUUUUGGAGGAGACAGAGAUUGUGCAGGAUAUUGUCAAUAUUGCCGAGGGAGCCGAUGUCAUUACGAUGAGAGGCACGGCAUUUUUUGUUCUCGGCUUGAUAUCACGUAGCCAGCACGGAUUGGAGAUGCUCCACGAGGCGGGCUGGGAUGCUGCAAUCGAUCAACGUGGUAAAUCCCUGGGGUUCUGCCUGCCGAAUUCCUUGAACAAGUUAUAUUCUCUGCCCGAUGUUCCAAAUAUUCGCGAUCAGGAUCUCAGGCGGCUAUCACGAGAGAUAUUCAAAGCCGCGUCGACGGAUUCAGACCCCCAGAACCAGCGUAUUCUCAAGCUGAUUGUUGAUAUGGGAAAUACUGUUCUCUCUAAGAAAGCAGCAAAUGAUCUCCAAGGUCUAAAAGCAAGGUAUCCAGACCGUUUUCACUCGGUCGACCUGUUCCGAAAAACCCUCACGAUCCUCGAAAGCCAUCAUUUCCGCCUGCCGGCGCGACGCUUUGCUUUGGAUCUGUUUGACAAGACCGUCAUGAGACGCGUUGUCCUUGAAGAAGACUCGGGCUCGGAUUCUGACAGUAGUUGA
This is a messenger RNA of Talaromyces rugulosus, 3912 nucleotides long. RefSeq lists its product as uncharacterized. Gene Ontology annotation, biological process: TORC2 signaling. The transcript has 3 exons. Gene Ontology annotation, cellular component: TORC2 complex. Lineage: Eukaryota; Fungi; Ascomycota; Eurotiomycetes; Eurotiales; Trichocomaceae. The record is from RefSeq and is a predicted model, not a curated record. Bases 1 to 3912 code for a protein of 1303 amino acids.